ACACAGACACGCACAUAGCAAAGAUCAGCUGCACUAUUCGCGCCUCGAGAGAGGCGUUCCACGAAUACCGCGAUGCCCUCGCAAGCCCAGGAGCAGGCCUUUAGGGAGCUGAAGCUGAAUGACAAGUUCUUCUUGUCUCUUCUGCUCCCUAUGGAAGAGGCCGAGGGGGACUUCGAUGUCUACCUCAUGGAAAAUGCCGUUAUGCCAGUCCUUCUUCAAGGACUGGACGCCCUGACGAGGCAUGUGGACAAGAUCGCCACCGGCAAGACCCUUGGUGACGGGCGCAGAUUUAACCCCGUGACGUGGUUGGCACAGUACCUGCUCCGAAACCACCCGAUGCACUCCACGGACCACCGUGCCGGCAUGUACAAGCACCUUCAGGAGCUUGCUUCUGUGGAGCGGGGCCGCCGGAACCUGCUGCGGCGGCUGCCGGAGUUCGAGAACAUUUGGCACCUCAUGUCACAGGACGGCCAGGGCUUGGACACGCCCCACAUCACGCAACUCCUGGAGAAACUGGACACCUCAUGGAACUUGGAGGGCGAGUUCAUUAGGAGCCUUCCUUCCAGCUUUGCGGCCCAAGUGCCCUGCGUCGACCCUGAGAAGGUCACCUUCAACGAGUUCUGGAUCUUCUUUGAGGAGUAUGUGUCGCAGCAUGACUUGCUGCGUACCUCUGUCUUCGAGGCAGCUGAGCAGCGAAGGCUCCAGGCGGAAGCGGAGGCACAGCUGGCGUUAGAGCUGCAAGCGCAGAAGGAAGCGAAUCUCAUAGAAGAGCAGCGGCAGCAGAGGCUCCUGCAGGCGCAAUUCGAGACGCUCUGUGCGGAUGCCUACAUCAAUGGCGAGCUGAGCCAGAUCAUGAGCAAGGGAGCUGUGUUGCAGCAUCCUAUGGACCUCAAGGGGGAGCACAUCGUGCUGCUGCUGCAGCUCCUCCGAGCCUGGGGCUUCUCGCUGCUGGACGACCAGGGGAACCACCUGGACCAGGAUGAGUGGGACGACCGUGCCAAGUCACUCUUCACGCAGUGGCGCAUGCAGCAUGGACCCACGACCAACUUUCCGGGGGUUGUCGACAGCGAUGCAGUAAAGGCGCUCAUGGAUAAGGAGAGCUUCGAGGCUCACCAUCAGAUUCCACCAGCACCUGAAGAGCCUCCGGAAGAAGAGCUGUGAAUCGGUUGCCCGAGAGGCCCAUGAGGUUUGUCUCCGCGACAGGGGCCGUGCAUGGAACAUGGUGCUUGUGCA
Effrenium voratum is the source of this 1233-nucleotide messenger RNA. Lineage: Eukaryota; Dinophyceae; Suessiales; Symbiodiniaceae. The record is from the annotation of a GenBank genome assembly.